AUGUCCUACUACUUUGCCAUUGUCGGCACGCAGGACAACCCGCUGUUUGAGUACGAGUUUGGCACGUCGAAGCAGGGCGGUGAUGGCCAGGCGCACUUUGCCGAGCAGGCGCGCCACCUGAACCAGUUUGUCGUCCACAGCAGCCUCGACGUUGUCGAGGAGGUGCAAUGGGGCGGCAACGGCCAAAUGUGCGUGCCCCCCUCCCACCCCUACCUACUUACACCCUGCCGUCAUCCAGUUGUCACGCGUCUCUCCCCUGACACUCGUUCCAGGUACCUCAAGUGCGUAGACAAGUUCUUCCACAACUACGUGUCGUGCUUCAUCACGGGCUCCAACGCCAAGUUCCUGCUGCUGCACCAGCCGACGACGGCGUCCAAUGCGUUUGCCUACGGCUCCGGGGCGGGCGGCAUGGGCGCGGCAGGCGGGCCCCUGAUGGGCGCCAGCGGACUCCUGGGCGCAGGCAACAAUGCAUCGUCUGCGGUGACGGCGGCUGCCUCGUCCCGCGCGUCGACAUCCAUCGGGGCGAACCCCACGAGCGCUGCCACCGAGGAGGCCAUCAAGAACUUCUUCAACGAGGUGUACGAGAACUGGGUUAAGACGACCAUGAGUCCCUUUUACAAGGCCAACAUGGAGAUACGGAGUCCGGUGUUCCGCACGCGGGUGGCCGCUGCUGGCAAGAAGUACUUAUAG
This is a messenger RNA of Sporothrix schenckii 1099-18, 690 nucleotides long. Its product is annotated as TRAPP subunit TRS20. Bases 1 to 690 code for a protein of 229 amino acids. Gene Ontology annotation, cellular component: TRAPP complex; nucleus; cytoplasm. The record is from RefSeq and is a predicted model, not a curated record. Gene Ontology annotation, biological process: endoplasmic reticulum to Golgi vesicle-mediated transport. NCBI's taxonomy places the organism in Eukaryota, Fungi, Ascomycota, Sordariomycetes, Ophiostomatales, Ophiostomataceae. The transcript has a single exon.